Patella vulgata (common limpet) is the source of this 1418-nucleotide messenger RNA. Its product is annotated as transmembrane protein 17B. The transcript is spliced from 4 exons. Gene Ontology annotation, cellular component: ciliary transition zone. The record is from RefSeq and is a predicted model, not a curated record. Gene Ontology annotation, biological process: non-motile cilium assembly. The coding region runs from base 20 to 622 and encodes 200 amino acids. Lineage: Eukaryota; Metazoa; Mollusca; Gastropoda; Patellidae.
GGUCGGUAUCAACAACAAUAUGGAGGCCACGCUGAGGAAGACAAUGACAUCAGUCACAGAUCUGUUAUUUCCAGUUAGCAGAACUGGAAAAGAUCCCCAAAGACAAGAAAUUUUAAAUUCUGGUAAUGAUUAUGUGACGAAUCUACCCCUACAGAUGGCUCUCUAUUUUAAUGUAUUCUUCUCACCCAUAUGGUUUAUAACCAGUAUAGUUGUUCUUCAAUCUAAGUUUGAGUCAUUGGACAUUUUGUACAAAAUCAUCUUGGUGGCUACUUAUGCUGUCUACACCAUUAUUGAAAUUAUUCGCCUCUAUUUAGGAUAUGUUGGUAACCUCAUGGAAAGGGUACCAGAGCUAGCCGGCUUCUGGUUGCUAACGUUACUACUACAGCUUCCUUUAAUAUUCUUUCUAUUGUUAAAUGAAGAUUCUAUUAUACUGCCAUUAGAGCGAGCUGUUCACAUCAUAAAGGCCUUGUUUAUUGUGUUUGAAGUUAUUUGUGGUUAUUUUGCGAUAAGAAUCAUGGUUAAUUACCAAGUUACUAAAUUCCAUUUACAACAAUUCACUGAGUUAGAACAGAUAGAGGAUCCUUAUUGGUCAGAAAAGAAAAUCAACACUAAAAGAGAGUAAAAGGUUAUGUUAUUUCUAAACAGUUUAAGACAAUGAUUUUAAAAGAUCCAUACCUCGAUCUGUGAAAUCCAUUCUCUUUUGGGAGACAUUGAUAAAAUCUACAUGUGGAAAUUAUGAUUAUUUGCAUACUCUUAGAAUAGUGCUAUAAUUUACUAUCAAUAAUAGUAAUAUACAAGUUAUAGAAAGGAUUAUACCUUGUCAAAACCAUUUACUCACUCCUUCAAUGGAUCCAUUGGUUUGAAUAGGCUCCCCUAUAUACCUUUAGUUGAACAAAUUCACAGGAUAUAUAAAAGGACAAGACCGGAUUUACCAAUGGGCAAAGUAGGCCCACAGUUAUCGGAAACUAGUUUGUCAUGUAGCGCUAUUUCAUUAUAUAAUAUAUAUAAAAAACCAUAAGGGCCCUUAUACAAUAAGUAGCAUAUACCGGUACAUGUAGGGCCUGGAGUACAAUAAGUAUCAGGCCCACAGUGGUGUUCAACUGAUGGGCCAUGAUGAGUUUGACCUAGGUCCUACAAGUAAGUAAAUACAGCCCUGUAAAGGGAUAAAUGUAUAUAAAGCUUCCCUUUGUGAUACAUUUUUCAUAAUCCAUGCAUCGUCAAAGCAAACAUGUAAAUGUAUAAUAUUUAUUUGUAUUCCGUCCAGUUCUAUUUAUUGUUAUUUUAAAAUGUAUAUUAUGGAUGAAUAGAUUACAGAAAUGAUUUUGUAUUUAUAAAUUCUUUUAGUUAGAAUGUUAGUGUAUAUAUAUUUGUACUCUAUUAAUAUAUAUUUUAAGUUAUAAAAUUUGUAUAUUUAUUAC